AUGCAUAUCAAUAAGGUUGUUCUGCUCAUCGCAACUAGCAUAAGUUUUUGCCUAGGUGGAAAUUUUACUGAGACAAAUGCAGUGUCAUGGCUAGAACAAUAUGGUUACAUCACCACAAGUGAAACUGCCAACACUGAUAUUACUGAAACACUAGAACAGUUUCAAGAAAGAUAUAAUUUACCGGUGGAUGGGAAAUUAAAUAAAGAAACGAUGGAGUUAAUGCAGAAACCACGAUGUACCCAAGGAGACAAUGCUUACGCUGUAAAAUCAGCAUGGAAAAAAUUUGAUAUAAAAUGGUAUUUUCCUCAAGCAAUCCCUGAAGCCUUGACAGUCACUAAAAGAGUAUUUGAAAUAUGGGAAGAAGCAUCAAAAUUUAAGUUUACUUAUCUGAGAAUCCCAAAUCCACAGCCGGAUAUAACUAUAACAGUAGUUCAAAAACAGCACUAUUUUCGAUACAAUUGUCAGGGUAACGACGAAUGUCCUUUUAAAUUUACAAAUGGUGUAUUAGCACAUUCUUAUUUUCCACCUACAUCUGGGUGCAUAGAAAUUCAUAUGAAUAGCAAUCUAACGUGGGAUUUCAGUUUGAAUUCUACAGUAGGUCGAACAAAUUUCUUUGCAGUCCUUCUCCAUGAAGUUGGUCACGCUUUAGGUUUAGCACACACUAGCGAUUAG
This is a messenger RNA of Diabrotica virgifera virgifera (western corn rootworm), 672 nucleotides long. Its product is annotated as neutrophil collagenase-like. NCBI's taxonomy places the organism in Eukaryota, Metazoa, Arthropoda, Insecta, Coleoptera, Chrysomelidae. Gene Ontology annotation, molecular function: metalloendopeptidase activity; zinc ion binding. The transcript has a single exon. Gene Ontology annotation, biological process: extracellular matrix organization; proteolysis; collagen catabolic process. The coding region runs from base 1 to 672 and encodes 223 amino acids. Gene Ontology annotation, cellular component: extracellular matrix. The record is from RefSeq and is a predicted model, not a curated record.